Molecule: messenger RNA, 378 nt
Organism: Gigantopelta aegis
Lineage: Eukaryota; Metazoa; Mollusca; Gastropoda; Neomphalida; Peltospiridae
Exons: 1
Coding region: 1-378 (125 amino acids)
Source: RefSeq, a predicted model, not a curated record
AUGGUACCAAUGGGUAAAGAUGGCAGUAAAGGGAACAAGGAGAACCAGGACCACCAGGACCCUGGACCACGAAAUGGAGGUGUGGUCUUUAUUAGAUGGGGACGAACCAACUUUGUCCUACAAACUAAUGAUACCGAAUUACUUUACAAAGGAAAAGUUGGUGGGAGUUCUUACGAUGAAACUGGAGGUGGAGCUAACUACAUUUGUCUACCUAAUGAACCUGAGUUUCUUUCUUAUACACCUGGUACAUCUACUAUCCAGGUGUACAUCUAUGGCGCAGAGUAUGAAACUUAUCAAAAUGGUGGUCCAUUCACGUCCACUUCACAAUCACAUAUCCCUGUGUCGUAUGCUAUGUUUCCACUAGAGUAUCAUAUCUAA